This is a messenger RNA of Xiphias gladius (swordfish), 909 nucleotides long. RefSeq lists its product as uncharacterized. The transcript has 2 exons. NCBI's taxonomy places the organism in Eukaryota, Metazoa, Chordata, Actinopteri, Istiophoriformes, Xiphiidae. Bases 1 to 909 code for a protein of 302 amino acids. The record is from RefSeq and is a predicted model, not a curated record.
AUGGAUGACAUCGAGCUUGCCUGUACAAGCUCAGAUGGAUGUGGAGCCCAGGAGUUCAGGAAUCAGAUGGACACCCUCCCAGAUAUUCACAACCAAAUCCUACAACUGCUUUGCACCAGACUUAGUGACAACUCCAUCAUGGUAUUGCAAGAAGAGCUGCAGCUCAUGCAGAGGAGCUCAUACUACUUGGAAAUCCAGCGAGACGAUUUGGUACCAACUGCAGACCAGCAGCAGAACACUUUACAUUUAUCUGACAGCACAGUAUGGUCUCUCAUUGAUCAGCGGAGGCUGCGGCAUGCCCUCACCCAGGCUAACACCCAGGUGAAGCUCCUCCUCACUCUUCUUGGAUUGCUUUACCAAGAGAUCAUCAGGGGCUGUCGGGAGCUGGAGGCCUUCAUCCUUAAGUACAACCAGGGUUUGGUGGGCAGUGACACAGCAGCUUCCAUGCAGCAGAGGCUCCAGCAAACCCUCCAGUAUGUGAACGACUUUGAAAGAAGAAUGACACAGAAUCUUGGCCCACUAGACCUUCAGAAUCAGCUAAUCCCCAACACAGGCAACAUCCCCAUACCACAGCUCAGUGCAUCACUAGCGAUGAAAAUGCCAGUGAUAUUUGACAGGUCCGAGUCAUGUGUGACAUCCAACUCUGUGUAUCUGUUUUGGGAAGUCGCAGGCAAGCAGUUUCAGGAGUCGAACCAACCGUUUGAGAUCCAUGUAAAGAGCCUUAAUCCAACCAUUGAUGGACAUGGCCAGUUUUAUAAAUUGACAUGUCAGUCAUACAACAUACAGGUCAACAACUUGAUCUCUGACAGGUACUAUCAGUGCUCUGUCAAGAGAAUAGAUGCUGUCAAUUUGGUCUAUGGACUGUGGAUUGACAGCAUCAUCCUGAAGACCUUGGAUAUUUCAAAGUAA